AUGUACCCGCUCAUGUUCUUCCUAGCGGCCAUUCUCUCGACUGCCGCCGCGGAUCUCUUUUGGGAGUUGGGAUUCAAACCCUCAGGUUUAGUCGGCCUCGACACGACGAAGCGGUGCCGGCUUUGGGUAAAUGAAAUCACGACGAAAAACGCAUGCCCCCUCAUACUGGAGAAAUUCGAGCUCUCGCAGUAUGAAUUCACAUCCUGGAAUCCCGCGGUGAAAGAUGAUUGCAGCGGCUUCGACACCAAUUACUCGUAUUGUGUGAAUGCACCGCCUCCGCCUCCGCCGUCAUCAUCCACAAAAACACAGUCGACACAUAUAUCCACCACGUUGACGACGCCAUCGUCACGCUCAAGCACGCUCGUACCGACCGUGACACAAACCGGCCCGAGUCCGACACAAUCGGGUGUUGCACCAAACUGCGCCGUUGGUAUAAGGUUGAAAAGGGCGAUACGUGCUUUAAACUCGUUGGAAAGUUGA
Uncinocarpus reesii 1704 is the source of this 480-nucleotide messenger RNA. RefSeq lists its product as uncharacterized. The transcript is spliced from 2 exons. Bases 1 to 480 code for a protein of 159 amino acids. Lineage: Eukaryota; Fungi; Ascomycota; Eurotiomycetes; Onygenales; Onygenaceae. The record is from RefSeq and is a predicted model, not a curated record.